CGGACCCUGCCCCUCAGUCCUCCCCAACAGGUUCUGAGCGCCCAGAAGUGGGGCCGGCGCGUCCAUGCAGAGUGUUCACUACCUGCCGCCUGUGGCCCUGCGCCCGCCACCCGGGGUGCCAGGGCUCCUGGGUCAGCGGCGCCACACCCUCCCUGCCAGUGAGUUUCGCUGCCUUACACCUGAGGAUGCCGCCGGCGUGUUCGAGAUCGAGCGUGAAGCCUUCGUCUCUGUCUCGGGCAUGUGCCCCCUGAACCUGGACGAGAUCCGGCACUUCCUCACCCUGUGUCCAGAGCUGUCCCUGGGCUGGUUCCAGGAGGGACGCCUGGUGGCCUUCAUCAUCGGCUCACUUUGGGACGAGGAGAGACUCACUCAGGAGUCACUGAUGCAGCACCGGCCCGGGGGCCACACGGCCCAUCUGCACGUGCUGGCCGUGCACCGCUCCUUCCGGCAGCAGGGCAAAGGCUCCGUCCUGCUGUGGCGGUACCUGUACCACCUGAGCGGCCAGCCAGCUGUGCGCCGGGCCGUGCUCAUGUGCGAGGACCGUCUGGUGCCCUUCUACGAGAAGCUCGGCUUCCACCCAGUGGGCCCCUGCGCGGUCACUGUGGGCCUGCUGUCCUUCACAGAGCUCCAGUGCUUCCUGCAGGGCCACACCUCCAUGAGGCGGCACAGCUGCUGAGCUGGCUGCCCAGGGCCCAGUGGCAGGCGGGGAGGCGGGCUGGGGCUCCUCUCCAGCCCCAACCCCCUGCCCUGGCCUCCCGAGCUCUGCAGAGGCUGUGAUUCCCAGGCAGGGGAGGGGUGAAAUAAAGAGAACAGGCCAGUUC
This is a messenger RNA of Molossus molossus (Pallas's mastiff bat), 821 nucleotides long. RefSeq names its product aralkylamine N-acetyltransferase (gene AANAT). Lineage: Eukaryota; Metazoa; Chordata; Mammalia; Chiroptera; Molossidae. Gene Ontology annotation, molecular function: aralkylamine N-acetyltransferase activity. Gene Ontology annotation, cellular component: cytoplasm. Gene Ontology annotation, biological process: melatonin biosynthetic process; circadian rhythm; response to light stimulus. The record is from RefSeq and is a predicted model, not a curated record.